CACUGAUGUUGUGCUAAUGUAGCUUAAUGCUCGUUAGCAAGAGGAAUAUAUAUAAUAUAUAAUUCUAUUUUCCAAACCAGAGGAUACAGGUGUUUUUUUUUUUUCUUCCUUAGUUUAGCAAUAACUUAGUGUGACUUCAACACCCUGGGCUGCUAGUCUCCACUUUUUAUUCAACAUAUUUUUUUAUUAUAUUUUUUAGCUAAACGUGCUGUUUGUCUAAUUACCACAAACGCUGAACAGACAGCGUGCCGCCUUCUUCAAAGCCAGUAUCUGCAUUAACGAAUGAUAAUGUGAUCUGUAAUUAGUAAAUAUGCUAUUUGCUCAUUUAUAACACCCAGCACCAGUUCCAUGCUUCCUCGCUGUGUGCCGCAUGUCCUCUUAUCUCACCAGCGGAAUGCAACGCAACAGCUGUGCAAGGGGAGCGGGGCGGGGAGGUGGGCCGGCUGAACCCCCCCUGGUAGACCCCCACGGCAGAAGCAGCGAGCAGCAACCCCCUCCUUCUCUCUCUCUCUCUCUCUCUCUCUCUCUUUCUCUCUCUCGUUCUCUCUCUCUCCCCCCCCGAAACGACAUUCCGGGCUCCUCAAAGGCAACUUAAAAGUGAAGCAGACGUACACUAGCGAGGGACUCGGAGGGGGAAGGAGUGGAGAGAGAGAGAGAGGGAGAGAGAGAGAGAGAGAGAGGGAAGGAGGGAGGUGGAAGGAGCGUCAGGGACAGGCAGAGGAGGAGGAGGAGGAGGAGGAGGAGAGCACAAAGAGAAGGAAAGUGGAGCAGGGGAGGGGAACCGGAGGCUGGCUGGCUGGCGAGGGAAAGACAAAAGAAGGAGAAAGGGAGCGCGUACGAGGCGGCGGGCUCCAGGCGAAGGGGGGACCGCACCAAAUGGCCACGGAGGAGACGGCGGGGGGAGCCAGGAAAGCCACCAAGAGCAAACUGUUUGAGUUCCUGGUCCAUGGAGUGCGUCCCGGCAUGCCGUCCGGGGCCAGGAUGCCCCACCAAGGCGCUCCCAUGGGCCCCCCCGGCCCACCCUACGGCGGCAACCCGGCGGUGCGUCCCGGCCUGCCCUCGCCGGUGAUGGAGGCCGGCCGCAAGAGGCCCGCCCCGUCCCAGCAGGUCCAACAGCAGCAGCAGCAGCAACAGCAGGCCGUCCAGAGCCGGGCCAGAAAGAAGCCGCUGGGAUUCCCGGGAGCCAGCGAGAUGGCGGCGAGGCCGAUGGACAUGAGAGAGCCCCAAUCAGAUCCCACGCUCGGAUCCAACGCAAAGAGGAGGAAAAUGGCAGACAAGAUUCUUCCGCAAAGGAUCCGCGAGCUGGUCCCCGAGUCCCAGGCCUACAUGGACCUGCUGGCCUUCGAGCGCAAGCUGGACCAGACCAUCAUGCGCAAGCGAGUGGACAUCCAGGAGGCGCUGAAGAGGCCCAUGAAGCAGCAGAAGCGUAAACUGAGGCUGUACAUCUCCAACACCUUCAACCCGGCGCGGCCCGACGCCGACGACUCGGACGGCAGCAUCGCGUCGUGGGAGCUGCGCGUGGAGGGGAAGCUGCUGGACGACCCCGGCAAGCAGAAGAAGAAGUUCUCCUCGUUUUUCAAGAGUCUGGUGAUCGAACUGGACAAAGACCUCUACGGACCCGACAACCACCUGGUAGAGUGGCACCGCACAGCCACCACGCAGGAGACCGACGGCUUCCAGGUGAAGCGUCCGGGAGACGUGAGCGUCCGCUGCACGCUGCUGCUGAUGCUGGACUACCAGCCCCCCCAGUUCAAGCUGGACCCCCGUUUGGCCCGCCUGCUGGGCAUCCACACGCAGACGCGCUCGUGCAUCAUCCAGGCGCUGUGGCAGUACGUCAAGACCAACAAGCUGCAGGACUCCCACGACAAAGAGUACAUCAACUGCGACAAGUACUUCCAGCAGAUCUUCGACUGCCCCCGGCUCAAGUUCUCCGAGAUCCCCCAGCGCCUCACCAACCUCCUGCUGCCCCCCGACCCCAUCGUCAUCAACCACGUCAUCAGCGUGGACCCCAACGACCAGAAGAAGACGGCGUGCUACGACAUCGACGUGGAGGUUGAGGACCCCCUGAAGAGCCAGAUGAGCAGCUUCCUGCUGUCCACCGCCAACCAGCAGGAAAUCGCCACGCUGGACAACAAGAUCCACGAGACCAUCGAGUCCAUCAACCAGCUGAAGAUCCAGAGGGACUUCAUGCUGAGUUUCUCGCGGGAUCCCAAAGGCUACAUCCAGGACUGGCUCAAGUCCCAGAGCAGAGACCUCAAGCUGAUGACGGACGUGGUGGGGAACCCCGAAGAGGAGCGGCGGGCGGCCUUCUACCACCAGCCCUGGUCCCAGGAGGCCGUCAGCCGCUACUUCUACUGUAAGAUCCAGCAGAGGAGACAGGAGCUGGAGCAGGCCUUGGCGGUCCGCAACACCUAAACAAAGACCCCCCCGGCACGUGUGUGUGUGUGUGUGUGUGCGUUCUUUGUGGUCGCAAGCGAAGCCCUCCGCCAAGGUCAGAAGAUUAGGUACACCAGCACUGAAUCACGCCGCGUCGCUAACAUUUCGUCCCGGAUGUCGUGUCGCUAAAGAACCAAAAUAUUAGGAACACAAUCUUAGUCGUGCGUCGUCUAUGUAAAAGAUACAUAAUGAAGUGAAACAACAUCACAAAAAAAAAAAAAAAUGCGGAAAUUCCCCCCCCCCCCUGGAAAAAAAAAAACGAACUGCAUCAAGUCGUUUUUCGCUAAAAGCGAAACGUCCUUGGCGGAGGUAAAAAGGACGCCGCCAGACCACAAGGCUGUUUUUGUCCGUUCUCUGACACGAGUUCAAACUCAUCACGGGGAAGAAAACGACAAGCGAGCUUUUGCCCGUGAGCGAGCGCACGAUACCCGCUCGCCCGGGUGUGCGCGUUACACGUUCAUCGCACCAGCAAAGUCGUCAUCGGUCGCAGCUACCGCGCGCGCGCGCACUUUUAUUUUAUUUCUUCCGGAAAUUAAUCAUCGCACUUCCAAAGUGUCACGUUUGGAGUAUUGUCGUCGCAAACGUGAAGCCACGCGGCGGGUGUUAUGCAAAUCGGUUUGAAGUGCAGAUUGCCCUUGAGCAAAAAUGAGCGAUUUUUCAUUGAUGAAACGCGAGCACGCUAACACUCGGGAUGCUAACAUGUAGCAAGAUGGCACCCUGAGUAAUUUGGGCGUGUGUGAUUUUUGAAUUUUCAAGAGAUGUGAAUGUAAAUAUGUUUGUGGGUCGUCGUCAUCGCGUCUGACUGUGUUGGUGGGGGGUCGCCACGUGCUGCAGACGCCCCCCCCCCUUUUUCCAUAAACUCACCUUUUUAUUUUUUUUUUUGCACUGUGGUGUAAAUUGUCCUCUUCCUCGUUUUUACCGUCACCGUGGCAACGCACACUUCUUCUUCACCUUUGCCUAUGCAUGCUCCGCGGAUCAAACACUAGCUGUACAUAUUUAGAUACAAUACUUGCAUACAGUAUGUACGGAUUGCUCGCUUGGUCAACACGUGUACCGAAUGGUACUUUCGGGCCGGGCCGAAAAGAGAAUUAUAGCAUGAGAGUAAAGUUCUGUUUUGUUUCUUUUUUUUUUUUUAAAGUUU
Messenger RNA from Syngnathoides biaculeatus (alligator pipefish), 3577 nucleotides. It is a transcript of the gene smarcd3b, whose product is annotated as SWI/SNF related, matrix associated, actin dependent regulator of chromatin, subfamily d, member 3b. The transcript has 15 exons. The record is from RefSeq and is a predicted model, not a curated record. Gene Ontology annotation, cellular component: SWI/SNF complex; nucleus. Gene Ontology annotation, biological process: regulation of transcription by RNA polymerase II. NCBI's taxonomy places the organism in Eukaryota, Metazoa, Chordata, Actinopteri, Syngnathiformes, Syngnathidae. The coding region runs from base 877 to 2415 and encodes 512 amino acids.